Pungitius pungitius (ninespine stickleback) is the source of this 531-nucleotide messenger RNA. Its product is annotated as gamma-crystallin B-like. Gene Ontology annotation, molecular function: structural constituent of eye lens. NCBI's taxonomy places the organism in Eukaryota, Metazoa, Chordata, Actinopteri, Perciformes, Gasterosteidae. The transcript has 3 exons. The coding region runs from base 1 to 531 and encodes 176 amino acids. The record is from RefSeq and is a predicted model, not a curated record. Gene Ontology annotation, biological process: lens development in camera-type eye; visual perception.
AUGGGAAAGCGUCAGAUCGUCUUCUACGAGGACAGGAACUUCGGGGGCCGGCGCAGCGAGUGCGCGGGCGACUGCGCCGACCUGCGCGCCGCGUUCGACCGCUGCCGCUCCGUCCGGGUGGAGAGCGGCACGUUCGUGGUGUACGACCGGCCCGGCUACGCGGGAACCCAGCAGCUCAUGAGGAGGGGGGAGUACUCCGACUACGUGGGCAUGACGGGCAUGACUGACUGUGUCGGGUCCUGCCAUAUGAUCCCCGUGCACACCGGCGGCUACAAAAUGAGGCUGUACGAGCAUUUCGACAUGAGAGGCGAGAUGAUGGAGCUGACCGACAACUGCCCCAACCUCGUGGAGCGCUUCCACGCGUCCAACUUCAACUCCUGCAGCGUGAUGGACGGCCACUGGCUCAUGUACGAGCACGCCAACUACAGGGGCCGCCACUUCUACGUGAGGCCCGGCCAGUACCAGAGCUUCAGCGAGUGGAGCGCCGGAAACUCCCGGCUCGGCUCCGUCAGGCGGCUGGCAGAUCUCUAG